Colletotrichum lupini is the source of this 180-nucleotide messenger RNA. RefSeq lists its product as uncharacterized. The transcript is spliced from 2 exons. The record is from RefSeq and is a predicted model, not a curated record. NCBI's taxonomy places the organism in Eukaryota, Fungi, Ascomycota, Sordariomycetes, Glomerellales, Glomerellaceae. The coding region runs from base 1 to 180 and encodes 59 amino acids.
AUGGGACGGACAUGUUAUGGGGAUGAUACCUUUAAGCGAGAGGCAAGCCUUGAUAUACUUUUGGUCAACGACCAAUAUCACCAUACAGUGUUUCACGAGGAGCACAAAGUAAAACAAGUUAUUGAGCGCGAAAACAGUAAUCAAUUCAGUGAAGUGAUGGAGCCAGCCAUGCCUUGUUAA